Messenger RNA from Phytomonas sp. EM1, 976 nucleotides. NCBI's taxonomy places the organism in Eukaryota, Euglenozoa, Kinetoplastea, Trypanosomatida, Trypanosomatidae. The record is from the annotation of a GenBank genome assembly.
GUAGAGGAAGCUAUGCCCUCUUUAAACUUUAGGGAUAAAUUAUUGGAAUCUCUUAAUCCGCCAGCUGAACAUCAAACAUGGUGUAAAGGUGCUUAUUAUAAUCAUUAUUUUCGGCAGUUGGAGCAAGCGGAAGAAAUGCAAGCAGAGGAAAUGUUAAGGUGUGAUCUCACACCUCGCAUUCGGAAAAAUAAGCGCACCUCUAGCAUGUUGAAGAGUAAAAAACAGGUCAAUAGUCAAAGCAAUAAAAAUCUGAAUUUGAAUACAAGCAAGUCGGUGGAGUCUGAUGCCAGGGGCCAAGAUAUUGAGCAAAAAGCAGGUCACCAAACUCUUCUUGCACAUAAGAAACCUACACGCAAUCAAUGCUUUGGUGGAAAAAGUCAUGCAGACUGCACUGAUCAGAAAGAGAAAAGCACCUAUACACUCUCAACAAAAGCGUGCCAGCUCCAUCCUCAGCCAACGGUGUGUGAUCUUUUGCAGCAUUCAUACAAUAAGCUGAAGCACGAUAACGCGUCAGCGUUUGUUUUCCCUCCUCUUCUUACACCCUUUAAGCGUUCUUUCUUUCAUUAUUUUGACGAAAAAACACGACCCAUAACACAUACUUCGUACCAAGCCAAUCCAAUGUAUAGGAAUUUUUCGGAAGCCCGUCCCAUCCGUGACACAUUACAGCAAAGAAAUAAUGUUUUCUCUUGCGCUGAACGGAAAAUAAUUGAUGAGCCUUUUCAGGGGCAAGUAAACGGGCCCCCUGCUUUUAUUUCCUCCUGGGCUACUCGGAUGGAUCACUCCUUUUAGUACUACAUCUAUCCUGCACUAUUAGAUUCAUAAUAGAUGUACAUGUAAAUAUUGUAAUAUUUUAUGGAUUAUAUCUGCGGGCCCUAAAUUCAAAGUCGUUUAUUUGUACUCUCUACCUUUCGCUAAUGUAAUCUUCAUCGGCUGUCGGUUCGCGUUUUUUGACAUGAAAAUUAACCACACCGCUUUG